Molecule: messenger RNA, 1534 nt
Organism: Hordeum vulgare subsp. vulgare (domesticated barley)
Lineage: Eukaryota; Viridiplantae; Streptophyta; Magnoliopsida; Poales; Poaceae
Product: cysteine protease 1-like
Exons: 1
Coding region: 85-1494 (469 amino acids)
Cellular component (GO): lysosome
Molecular function (GO): cysteine-type endopeptidase activity
Source: RefSeq, a predicted model, not a curated record
UCCCUAGUACAGUACAUAGCUCUCGAGCCUCGACCACGACGACAGCCUAAGCCGAUCAAGAGAAGAGAAGCCGCGGCGGCGACCAUGGCAGGUCGCGGCACGGCCGCGGUGGCAUUUGUCUGCCUCGUCUUCCUUGCCGCCUCGUCGGCUGCAGCCGCCGCGCACGUCCACGACGCCGCAGAGCACGGUGUGCCACAGGGGCUGACGCGGCGGACGGAGGCGGACGUGCGGGCGAUGUUCGACGCGUGGCUGGCGCGGCAUGGCCGCACUUACAACGCGCUCGCCGAGUACGUCCACCGUUUCCGCGCGUUCCGGGACAACCUCGACUUCGUCGACGCCCACAACGCCCGUGCCGUGCAACGCGGCGGGUUCCGCCUCGGGAUGAACCGCUUCGCCGACCUCACCAACGCCGAGUUCCGCGCCGCCUACCUCGGCUCCAGCACGGCUGGCAGGGGCCGCAACGCCGUCGGCGAGCGGUACAGGUACCGAGCGGAAGACGUGCUGCCGGAGUCCGUGGACUGGAGGGAGAAGGGCGCGGUGGCGCCCGUGAAGAACCAGGGCCAUUGCGGCAGCUGCUGGGCCUUCUCCACGGUCGCCGCCGUGGAAGGCGUCAACAAGAUCGUCACGGGCGACCUCGUGACGCUGUCGGAGCAGGAGCUCCUGGACUGCUCACGCAACGGUCAGAACAAUGGGUGCAACGGCGGCAUCAUGGACGACGCCUUCGACUUCAUCGUCCGGAACGGCGGCAUCGACACCGAGAAGGACUACCCCUACGCCGCCAAGGAAGGCAAGUGCGACCUCGCCAAGAAGGCCCGCACGGUCGUCUCCAUCGACGGGUUCGAGGACGUGCCCGACGACGACGAGGCGUCGCUGAUGAAGGCCGUGGCGCACCAGCCCGUGAGCGUCGCCAUCGAGGCCGGCGGGCGCGAGUUCCAGCUCUACGAGUCCGGGGUCUUCACGGGCCGGUGCGGCACGGAGCUGGACCAUGCCGUGCUCGCUGUGGGCUAUGGCACCGGCACGGAGGCCGACGGCGGCAAGGACUUCUGGCUCGUGCGCAACUCGUGGGGUCCGGGCUGGGGCGAGGGCGGCUACAUCCGGAUGGAGCGCAAUGUGACCGCGCGCGCCGGCAAGUGCGGCAUCGCCAUGUUCGCGUCCUACCCCGUCAAGAACGGGCCCAACCCCAAGCCAAUACCACCGGCGCCGGAGGAGAAGUGUGAUCGCUACAGCUCGUGUCCGGCGGGGAGCACGUGUUGCUGCACGUACGGCGUGAGGAGCGUGUGCCUGGCAUGGGGGUGCUGCCCGGCCAAGGGAGCCACCUGCUGCCGGGACCGGACGACCUGCUGCCCGUCGGAGUACCCCGUCUGCAACGCUGGAAAACGAACCUGCGCCAAGAGCAAUGGAAGUCCGUACACCGUGGAUGCGCUGCCCCGGACGCCGGCGAAGCGACAGAGGACGGCAGUCUCAGAGCUUGUUGAUUCGAUAUUUUCAUCCUAAAAGUCAAUAUUUUUCAGAAUAUAAACCUAGCUAGGAGUCA